UUUUGGAAAUUUGGAACAGUGAUGGUGGCGCCUGGACGUUUUCGCCACUGAUCACUGAUGGCGCAAAUCCGACGGCUUGGCUCCACCCCCACGCACAAUAGGAUUUUCCUGCGUAAAUGCAAGUCAGCUUCCUCAGAAAGAGAGAGAGAGAGAUUCGACCGAGAAAGAGAGAGAAAGUUGUGAGAGAGAGAGCGGAGGAGAGAACAAGGAACACGUAUGUGAAUAUCGUCCGUGUAUGGAAUGAAGGAUAGAGGGAAGAACACGACGCUCCAAUCCCCUCCUUCAUUUACCUUCUCCCUUUCGCUAUCUUGAUAUCGCUACUGUCGAUUCUUCUCGCGCGCUCUCUCCCUCUCGACUGUUUUUUCUGUAAUUGAUCGCGGAAUGUCCGGUCAAGCUUCUUCCUUGGGGGUCGGCUCGGAGGGACUUGACGAUGUUGAAGAGUUCGUCUGGUCGGAUGAAGCCGAAUCAUCAUUGCAUUGUGACCGAAUCAAUCAAGUUUCUGAUCUCAUGCAAAAAGGGAAUCUGGCAUACCGACGGAAUCGUUACGAGGAGGCAAUCAAUUGUUACUCAAGAGCCCAUUGCAUUAGACUGGGUGAUCCUGUCAUUCUCAGAAACAGGAGUGCCGCUUAUAUUAGGUUUAGCCAAUUUCUGAAACAGAGAACUUCAUCGGCUUCUGAGUGUAACCCAUUGAAUGGUCUGGAUCCUACAACACAUGCUGAGCUUGCACUAAAGGAUGCAGAGAAGGUGAUUAAUUUUCAGAGUGAUUCUGUAAAAUCUUAUAUUUUGAAGGCCCAUUCUCUCAUUUUGUUAGAAAAGUAUGAGCUGGCCCGGGAUACAAUUCUUUCAGGCCUUCAUGUUGAUCCAUUGAGCAAUCCUCUUCGGGCUUCUCUUUGGAAUUUGGAGAGGACACAACCUAUUUUAAAUGGCAGGAGAAGCCAUGUGAAGGCAGAACGUACAGAUGACUUUGACUGCACACUUUGCUUGAAGUUACUUUAUGAACCUAUUACGACUCCUUGUGGACAUUCUUUUUGCCGCUCGUGUUUGUUUCAGUCAAUGGACCGUGGUAACAAAUGUCCUCUAUGUCGAACAGUUCUAUUUAUUAGUCCAAGAACAUGUGCAAUCAGUUUGGUUCUUAACAACAUAAUACAAAAGAACUUCCCAGAAGAAUACGCUGAAAGGAAAUCGGAGCAUGACAGUCUGACAAAGUUUGGUGUAGAUAUACUGCCUCUUUUUGUCAUGGAUGUUGUCUUACCAUGCCAGAAGUUACCCCUGAAUAUAUUUGAACCACGAUAUAGACUUAUGGUGAGGAGAAUAAUGGAAGGAAAUCAUCGGAUGGGAAUGGUUGUCAUUGAUUCCACAACAAGUUCUGUAGCUGAUUUUGCUUGUGAAGUGGAGAUCACUGAAUAUGAGCCACUUCCAGAUGGACGUUUCUAUAUAGAGGUUGAAGGCCGCAGACGGUUUUGCAUUCUUCGAUCAUGGGAUCAAGAUGGGUAUCGUGUUGCAGAGGUUGAAUGGGUGCAUGAUAUAUAUCCACCAGAAGGAAGUGUGGAGUUGCAGGAUUAUACAAAUAAUGCUGCGGAAUAUGCUCGCUCAUGGAUGAGGAGGGCACAAGAUGCGGCACAGCGAGAUCAUAGAAGACUUGCAGAGCUCCUUAAUGCAGAAGCAAUGAUGCCAACACCAAAAGAUCCUGAACGUUUCAGUUUCUGGCUUGCUACUCUAUCGGACCGUAGGCCAUCAGAAAGAUUGGAUCUCCUGCGCAUAACAGAUACAAAAGAGAGGAUAACACGUGGGCUUAUAUAUCUGAGAGCAGAACAACAGGGCUGUCGACUGCAGUAAGAUAAGUCAUGACAGGUUUCGCGUGCUUCAUUGUUGUGUUGGAUGUUUUGUUAGAGAUUAAAUUUGUCUCCCACCAAUGCAGUAUAUUCUUUGGUCCAGCUUAUAGAGGUUGUUGAUUCAAAAUUGCAUACAUAGGGUUUUAAAAAACCACCAACUCAUUUAUCCAUUAUAUAUUAGUUAGCACAACUUUUUCCCCCUGAUUUCAAGGCAUGUAAAUGAGAUGAUUGUAUAUGCAUAAACACAAAAAUAAAGAAAAAUUGUUUCA
This is a messenger RNA of Malania oleifera, 2101 nucleotides long. RefSeq lists its product as uncharacterized. The coding region runs from base 382 to 1836 and encodes 484 amino acids. Gene Ontology annotation, molecular function: protein binding. NCBI's taxonomy places the organism in Eukaryota, Viridiplantae, Streptophyta, Magnoliopsida, Santalales, Ximeniaceae. The record is from RefSeq and is a predicted model, not a curated record. The transcript is spliced from 18 exons.